Molecule: messenger RNA, 6614 nt
Organism: Neopelma chrysocephalum (saffron-crested tyrant-manakin)
Lineage: Eukaryota; Metazoa; Chordata; Aves; Passeriformes; Pipridae
Gene: ADAM22
Product: ADAM metallopeptidase domain 22
Exons: 32
Coding region: 5-2797 (930 amino acids)
Biological process (GO): proteolysis
Cellular component (GO): postsynaptic density membrane
Molecular function (GO): metalloendopeptidase activity
Source: RefSeq, a predicted model, not a curated record
CGCCAUGCGGGCUGCCGCCUGCCUCCUCUCCCUGGCGCUCUGCGCCCUGCCGGCUGCCCCAGGAGGCUCCGGGCCAGCGACAGCGGGGCGGCGGGGCGAGAGCCGCUUCGCGGAGCGGGAGAGCAUCAGGCCCCUGCGGCUGGUCUCCGGCGAGGGCGGCGGCGGGGCGCGGUGGCCGGCGCUGAGCACACGGGUGCGGAGCGAGGCGGCGCGGACACAGUCUACCCACAUUGCUCGAGCCAGCUUCCAGGUUGAUGCUUUUGGAUCAUCUUUCAUCCUGGAUGUGACACUAAAUCAUGACCUGCUGUCUUCUGAGUAUCUUGAGAGGCAUAUCGAGCAAGGUGGGAAGACAGUGGAAGUUAAAGGAGGAGAACAUUGCUAUUAUCAGGGAAAAAUUCGAGGAAAUCCUGUAUCAUUUGUUGCCUUGUCAACAUGCCAUGGAUUACAUGGGAUGUUCUAUGAUGGAAAUCAUACUUACCUUAUUGAGCCAGAUGAGAACUACACGCCAGAUGAUGACUUCCAUUUCCACUCUGUUUACAAAUCCAAGUUGUUUGAGUUUCCUUCUGAUGACCUACCAUCUGAGUUCUGGCAGAUGAAUGCUACAUCACAGAAUUUUGUUGUAAGGCCAAGACACAAAAGAAGGAAAAGGCAGGUUCGUCAGAUUCCACGUAAAGUUGAAGAAGAAACAAAAUACAUUGAGUUAAUGAUUGUAAAUGAUCAUCUAAUGUGUAAAAAGCACCGCUUGUCAGUCGGCCAUACUAACAGCUAUGCUAAAUCAGUUGUGAACAUGGCAGAUUUAAUAUAUAAAGAACAACUUAACACCAGGAUAGUAUUGGUUGCCAUGGAAACCUGGGCUACUGAUAACAAGUUCACCAUAUCUGAAAAUCCCUUGGUGACCCUGCGUGAGUUUAUGAAAUAUAGGAGGGAUUUUAUCAGAGAGAAAAGUGACGCAGUUCACCUUUUUUCGGGAAGUCGAUUUCAGAGCAGUCGAAGUGGUAUAGCCCACACUGGUGGAAUCUGCUCCUUGCUUAAAGGCGGAGGUGUGAAUGAGUUUGGAAAGCCAGACUUGAUGGCAGUUACCCUGGCACAGACCUUGGCCCAAAACAUUGGCAUUUUCUCAGACAGAAGAAAAAUUAUAAGUGGUGAGUGUAAGUGUGAGGACAUGUGGUCUGGAUGCAUAAUGGGAGAUAUGGGGUACUAUCUUCCAAGCAAGUUCUCUGAGUGUGAUAUUGAAGAGUAUCAUGAAUUUUUAAACAAUGGAGGUGGCGCCUGCCUUUUCAAUAAACCAACCAAACUUCUGGAUCCUCCAGAAUGUGGCAAUGGCUUUGUGGAAGAUGGAGAAGAAUGUGACUGUGGGACAAUAGCGGAGUGUGCCAGUGAAGGAGGAGAGUGCUGCAACACUUGCACCCUGACAGCGGGCUCCCAGUGCAGCAACGGGCUUUGCUGUCGGAAGUGCCGGUUUGAACCUAAAGGAGUUUUGUGUCGAGAAGCAGUGAAUGAUUGUGAUAUUGCAGAGAACUGCACAGGAAAUUCUAGUCAGUGUUCUCCUAAUAUUCAUAAAAUGGAUGGAUAUUCAUGUGAUAACAAACAGGGUAUUUGCUUUGGAGGAAGAUGUAAAACCAGGGACCGGCAAUGUAAAUAUAUAUGGGGUGAAAAAGUGACGGCUGCUGACAGGUUCUGCUAUGAGAAGCUGAAUAUUGAAGGAACUGAAAAAGGAAACUGUGGAAGAGACAAAGAGUCUUGGAUACAGUGCAAUAAACAGGAUGUGCUUUGUGGAUACCUUCUGUGUUCCAAUAUAUCCAGUGUGCCCAGACUUGGAGAACUGGAUGGUGAAAUCACAACAUCAAUCUUGCACUUUGGAAGAGUCUACAAUUGCAGUGGUGGUCAUGUAAAGCUUGAUGAGGAGACGGACCUGGGCUACGUAGAGAACGGGACACCGUGUGGACCCAACAUGGUGUGCCUUGACCAUCGCUGCCUCCCCGCUGAAGCCUUCAACUUCAGCACCUGCCCAGGCACUACGGACAGCCAGAUUUGCUCAGGACAUGGUGUUUGUAGCAAUGAAAUAAAGUGUGUCUGUGACCGAUUCUGGGGAGGAGAUGACUGCAGUUCUCGCAUCAAAGAUUAUCUCUUUUUUGAUAAAGAUGCCAUCAAUAAAGGUGUGGUUAGCACAAAUAUAAUAAUAGGGGCUAUUGCUGGCACCAUUUUAGUGUUGGCUCUCGUUUUAGGAAUAACUGGUUGGGGUUACAAAAACUACAGAAGACAGAGACAAAUACCCCAGGGAGAUUAUGUAAAAAAGCCGGGAGAGGCCGACUCUUUUUAUAGCGACAUGCCUCCUGGAGUCAGCACAAACUCUGCAUCUAGUUCUAAGAAGAGGUCAAAUGGAUUAUCUCAUUCCUGGAGUGAAAGGAUCCCAGACACAAAACAUAUUUCAGACAUUUGUGAAAAUGGGAGGCCUAGGAGUAAUUCUUGGCAAGGUAAUAUAGGAGGAAACAGAAAGAAAGUCAGAGGCAAAAGAUUUAGGCCACGGUCUAAUUCAACUGACCGGGUAACCCAUGCAUCUGAGCCUGGGCUUUCUCUCGCCCACCAAACCCCUGCCCAAGGCAUAAGCUCAGGGGGUUCUGACCACCCCCAAACAGGGAGUCUGGAUCACAGGACACUGUCUCCUGCAAAGUCUCCAUCUUCUUCCACUGGAUCUAUUGCUUCCAGCAGAAAAUAUCCUUACCCGAUGCCACCACUUCCUGAUGAAGAGAAAAAAGCCAACAGGCAAAGUGCCAGGCUAUGGGAGACGUCCAUCUAGCUGCACUGUUUUCCUGGGGUCACAUCAGAACUGUUUACUUUGGAUUUUAUAGAAACUCAGCAUCACUGAGUCAUUGCACAUUCAUCUGCUCUUCAGACAAUUUGAAAGAUCAACAGAGAUGCCCGUGAUCGCAGUGAGAACUUCCUCUCAUCUGGAAGGGAAAAAAACUGUCUUUUUUUUUUUCUUUUUUGUUGACUAGUAUUUUACGGAUUUGAUGAACAACCAAAAUCAUAACAAUUAAUAGAGGAUAAUUAGCCCGGAUGUGACAAGGCUAUGCCGCAUGAUGACAGGUACACUUACCUAGAAUCCCAACUGCAGUCCAUUUGCCAGUCCUGAAUAAGAGAGGUGUUUCUCUGGUUUGUUGCAGUCCCGAGUCAGACCAAAAUGGAACUGGGGAUGUGCCUCCCGGAGAGCCCAGACGAUGUAAACUUGUACACUGUAUGCAUGAACCUUGUGUUCUUUACUUUCCACAUGUAAGGGAUAAACAACAUGCUGUAGUAGAGAUUAGCAUGCAGGAGUAAGAAAUAUAGGAUUUUUUUUGUGACAGGAUUUCAAGCUUUGAAAGGGAACUAUUUGACACAAAUGUCAAACAAACAAGGAUCAUAUCUCUUUUUUUUUAAUCUUACAUGUUUAUAAUCUCAAUAUACAGAUUGUAUAUAUGUAAACAUUUGAUAAUGUCAAAAAUAGCUGUUAUACGUAAGUGUAUUUUGCCAAAUGCCUAAAGAAACAGUCAUGACUAACAUCAUCACACUUCAGAUUUUCUAAUAUUACGAGCAGACAUCUUUGGAAAUACUGAAAGUACAGUACUGUAAAACUGUGUCUCUCAGAAACUGGUGUUUGACCAAAAUCUGUACUAUUUUUAAGCAUCUUAUACUGUCUUGACAAUCUCAGUUGUACAGUAGACUGCAGAAACCGGUACAGCAGCACUUUGUCCUAAAUCAUCAUAAGAGGAACCAGCCAAAAUCCAUUGUUCAGUGAGAUGACCACUGUAUCCUCUCACAGGUGUAAUCAAGAAUGAUUCAGCAAACAACAUAGUCUUUAAGUCAUGUGCAACCCAAACUUACUGGACAUUUGGGAAUACUUCUAAGUAGUCAGUUCAGGAUGUGGUGAUGUGAAGUCUUUCUGGUGAGAGUUGCUGUGUAUUUUUGAUAGAGCAUUUCAGACACUGUUUUAGAUGGCAAGGCAUAGCUUAUGAGAAGUAUAAGGAUUUCACUGCACUAGAUAAUAACAGUGCUGGGCAAGUGGCCAGUUUCAUUGCUGUCUUUUAAUUUUUUUUGUUACUGGAAUCACCUUUACCAUGCGCUUGAAUGCUAUGCUUGCUGCCCCUGAAGACCCCUUGACAUUUUUGGGGGCAUUAAACUGAGUACAAGUGAGUGUAGCCUAAAAAGAACAGAAUGGAGGGCAACAAACCCUUUACCAUGGAGAUGUUAAUCUCCUGAGUCAGUGGAUGGUUAUAUUUCUAACACCUGAGACUUCUAAAGGUUGUUGUAAAACAAAUAUCUUCCGUUUGGGAAUUUUCAGUUAGUAAAGGAACUGGACCAUAUUAAAUCAAUGUAUAAUUCUCUGGCUUUCCAAAAUUGACCGAUUCUUAGCUUUGGGUAGUACCAUUGCAGAAUAAAACACCUGACUCUGUGGUGCAGUUGAAUACCUUGCCCAACAGCAGUAUGAUCAAUUAGAUAUUAUUGUAAUGGGAACAUCUAUGGUGUUUCUGAAUCUUCUACCUCUUUCAUGUAUUUCCUUUAAUAAGUGAACCCAACACUUGCAACCUUUUAAUAUAUUUUUUUAACUUUUACGUCUCUCAGUAAAGUUAGAUAUAUAUAAGAUUCAACUAAGAAAUGUUUAAAGAUGUCAGCAAGUGUAAAGUAUGUAAGAUUUUUAGAAGCACUAUAUUUUAUGAUUAGGCUGUAUGUUGGAUUAUGACAAAAUAUUGGCUUUGGUGUUCAAAUGAUUUUCCUUCACAGCUGACAGGUUCUGGUAAGUAUUUUGGAAAAAGACAAAUGUAAGUGAGUGCAAGUGGGUGCAGACAGACCAUCUGGAAGGAACCAGUCACUUGUAAUUGUUUUAGGAAAAGGUUCUGCACUUUUUUGAAAGGUAAAUAUCCCUCAGCACUGAAGAAUAUUUUUGCAAAGAUUUACUUUGAGUAUAGAUAACUGGAUUAAAGAUAGUUGGUAGCAUGUAACUCAUGAAAUUAGGGUCUCAGCCAUAGUAACUUGAAAUCAGUAUGUCUUUUAUUGAUUUCACUGGACUUUAAGCAGGACUCUCAAGAAGUUCACCCACAUUAGGACAUUAGCCGCUGUGUUACUCUGUUCCCUGGAAGCUAGUUUUCCCUCUCAUAUUCAUAUCUUGUCUUCAGUAACUGGACUGUUCAUCAUGUGCCUUUUAUGGUAUUUGUUUGGAUACGCACUGGUGUGUUAUUUUGAAUAAUUCUGUUAGAUUUCUGUGCUUAUCUUAUGUUUACCACUGUUUACUCUUCCCUUUCCAUUUUGCCUUACCAAGGAGCAGCAAGAUUUGGCAGACAUAACUGGAUAUAACAUACUGGCUCUUUGUGAAAUGUUCAUAGCUUCUUGUUUUGCAAACAAAUGGCUCUCCUGACUGUAUUUUCAAUGUAGUAUGUACUUCCAGCUUCUCUUUUGUUUUGGUAUAAUUCAUUUGUAGCAUAUGAUGAUACAGUUAUGUGUGUAGUGUACCUUUAACAGUCACCUUCAAAUUUGGAAAUAUGUAGUGACUGGAAGUCUAGUUAUGAGCACUAAGUUUAAGUUAAAUAAAUAUUGACUUUCACUUUGGUCUAGAGUGAGAAUAUCCCAGGAUUUGGGUUUUUGCAAAAUUCUCCUGGAGAGAAUUUUCCAUCAGGUUGGUAACUUGGGAAACCUUGUCGUUGCACAAAACCUGAACUGGCAAGGCUGUGUGAGCCUCCCAAGCCAGUGGAGGUUGGAGACAGAAGUUGUUUACUUACAAUCUGUCAUUUCCUACUUCUAAAAUGUAGUGUGUUGGAAAGCUACCAGAUUAAUAACCUUGAAGAUUGCAAAUAUUUUUAUCCACUAUAGUUAGUUACACUGGCAAUAACAAUAUAAAAUUGCUGCAUAAUACCUCAUCCAGACUAAAGUAGAGUACUUGUCACUAAGAUAGCUCAGUAAUUUUGACUCAUUGAGACUCAUGCUUUUAUUGUUUUAUUUUAAUGUUAACAAAUGAACUAGUUAUUGCCAGCUACACUGCAGAUGCUUGUUGAAGUGGGGAUGUUAUCAGUUUUUCUCAAAUAGAAAUAAUUGUUCAUAUGAGCAUAGGACCUGCAGGAUGAGUUAUAGUUGGCUUUAUGUACUUCAAUGUGGGAGAAGAAUCUUGCGUAAUUUAUAAUGAAACUAGUAUGACUAACUGAUGGAGACUGGAAAAUGGAGAUCAUAUCCAAAUAAUAAUGCUGCACAAUGAUGUCACAGUCUAAUAAGUAAAAAUUUUCCUGCUCAUAUCUGUAUUUAUUGAUUCAAAAACUUCAGUAAUCUCAGGCAAUAUACCAGAAAUGGUUGUGACUGAUAAUUUAUGUAUCAUUUUGUUAUAUUUAAGUAAUUAGAUUCAAGGAGAUUGUUAAUUUUGUACAGCCUACCUUUGCUUAAGUUGUGAACUUAAGUCACUACUUGCCAGUUAUCUGAUUUGAAGUGUGACUUUACUUUGAAGAUGGCUUCUUCCAAAUGAUUUAAGAGUUCCUGGUUUAUGAGAUGUUCAAUCUGCUAAACUGAUGUGCUCAUGAAAUAAUUUUGAUUGUGCUGAUGAACAAGUGGACCUUUGAGCUAUAUCCUGAAUUAAAAUCAGAAAGAAUUUGUGUCAA